AUGCAGAACAUCCUUGAUCAAAACUUAGACAUGGCCACAGCUCUGCUCGCUGGGGAGAAGCUGAAGGAGCUGAUCCUGCCGGGCUCCUCUCAGGAUGAGAAGGGCGGGGCGCUGGCCGGCUUAAUGGUCCAGCUGAAACUGGAGCUGCCCUUCGAUCGGGUUGUCACCAUAGGGACUGUCAUCAUCCCCAUCCUGCUUGUCACCCUCGUUUUCACACGGAAUUUUGCAGAGGAGUCAAUAUACUGUUACACGCCACACAACUUCACCAGAGACCAGGCACUGUACGCUCGAGGCUACUGCUGGACGGAGCUGCGCGACGCUCUAACUGGGGUGGAGCCCGAACUCCGACCUUCGCUGUUCGAGCACAAGUUUUUGCCCUACGCCCUCCUGGCCUUUGCCGGCAUUAUGUACAUUCCUGCUUUGGGCUGGGAGUUCCUGGCCUCCACGCGGCUGACCUCAGAGCUCAACUUCCUGCUCCACGAGAUUGACAACUGCUACCAUCGCGCCGCCGAGGGACGAGCCCCUAAAAUCGAGAAGCAGAUACAGUCUAAAGGGCCCGGUAUCACCGAGCGAGAGAGGAGGGAGAUCAUAGAGAACGCGGAGAAGGAGAAGAGCCCCGAGCAGAACCUCUUUGAGAAGUACCUGGAGAGACGAGGCCAGAGCAACUUCCUGGCCAAGCUUUACCUGGCACGUCACCUGGCCAUCAUCUGCCUCAGCUCCAUCCCCAUCUCCUACCUGAGCGCCUACUACGCCCGCCAACGGCAGAACGAAUUCACCUGCGCCCUGGGCGAGCCCCCGGACACGAGUAGCUAUACGGAACUGAAGCUCAGCGUGAACUGUAAGCUGCCUGCUGUGCAGCUUCAGCGAAUCAUGGCGGCGGUGGAUAUCGCUCUGCUCUGCACCAUGAACCUCAUCAUCCUGGUUAAUUUGCUACACCUAUUCGUGGUGCGCAAGUCCAACUUUGUGUUUGACAAGCUGCAUAAAGUCGGCAUAAAGACGCGACGGCGCUGGCAGAAGUCUCAGUUCUGCGACAUCAACAUCCUGGCCAUGUUCUGCAACGAGAACAGGGACCACAUCAAGUCGCUCAACCGGCUGGACUUCAUCACCAACGAGAGCGACCUCAUGUACGACAACGUAGUGCGGCAGCUGCUGGCUGCCCUGGCCCAGUCCAACCAUGACGCCACGCCCACCGUGAGGGACUCUGGGAUACAGACCCUGGACCCCAACAUGGACCCCUCUGUUCUGGGAGUGGGAGAGCUGGGAGGGGAGCCGCUGGUCAUCAAACGGUCCCGCAAGAAGAUUAAAUGGAUCCCAAGCUCAAAUCCUCUUCCGCAACCAUUUAAGGAACCCCUGACUCUGGCUCGCAUGGAGAAUAGCACCAAGCCUGACAAACCCAAACCUCUCAGACGGAAGACAGUUGCAGACAGUUUCAUUGCACCACUUGUGGACAGCAAGAGCACCCAGCAUCCCCCAUCAAAAGAUUUAAAUGGGAUGGAGAAGAAACAUACACGCAACUUUUCUCUGGAUGUCCACCCAUACAUGCUGACUAUCCGAAAGCCCAAGGUGGAGGCCACCAUCGCUGAGCCGCUGCCCACAGACCACUCGAUGGAUGCGGUGUUCAUUGAAGGCACACACACUAUUGUCCAUGUGUCUACUGGAAUUACAGAGAAAAAGGACUGCACCCCAGAGUCCACUAAUGUUGCCUUCUCGACUGUGACUCUGCCCACCACCACCUAUGUGAACGGUGUCAGCCCCAACCCGCCCUCCAGCGAAGACGCCCUCAGCCCCAAGCCCUCUCCUCCCGCUAAUGAGCCCCUCGCCCAGCCAGAAAAGCCCGAGAGCCAGCCCCCGCCUUUAACCAGAGCCCCUGCCCAUCAGCUGCUGAGUAUGCACCAUACUCUCUUUGAGGAAGAGGAAGAGGAGGAAAACCGCAGAGACAGACUGUCAGAGAGACCCGGGGAGCUCAUCGCCGCCGGGGAAUGCUGA
This is a messenger RNA of Lampris incognitus (smalleye Pacific opah), 1986 nucleotides long. RefSeq names its product pannexin 2 (gene panx2). The coding region runs from base 1 to 1986 and encodes 661 amino acids. The record is from RefSeq and is a predicted model, not a curated record. Gene Ontology annotation, molecular function: channel activity. Lineage: Eukaryota; Metazoa; Chordata; Actinopteri; Lampriformes; Lampridae. Gene Ontology annotation, biological process: monoatomic cation transport; positive regulation of interleukin-1 production. The transcript has 5 exons.